CUACUUAUACUUUUUCCUUUGAGUGCACGAGUUUCACCUCUCACUUUAGUAAAAGAGUCAUGGCUGAAUACUUUGUAGAAGAUGUCGCAUUCCAAUGGAAUCUAACUCCUGAGGAUAUCGCUAAGAGAACCGAUGAAGUUAUUGAGCGAUCAAGAAAGGUUUACGACUCUGUCGGGGCCCUGAAACCCGGCGAAGUGACACUAGAAAGCUGUUUACAGGCUCUUGCUAAUAAUGAAAGAGAGUACUCCAAUAGCAAGGCAGAGUUGGAAUUCCUCCAACAUGUUUCAACAGACAAAGAAGUAAGGAAAGCGAGUACGGAGGCAGAUAGAAAAAUUUCAGAAUUUGAUGUUGAGAUGAGCAUGAGAAAAGACAUUUUUGACAACUUAGUGGCUCUGCAGGAGAAAAACCAAGCACCAAUGUCUUCAGAAACUAAGCGCCUUUUGGAAAGAUUGAUUAAAUUAGGAAAGAGAAACGGACUCCACCUUCCAUCUGAUGUCCAGGAUGAGAUCAAAGCAAUCAAGAAGAAGCAGAGUGAAAUUUCUAUUAACUUCAACAGCAACUUGAAUGAAGAAAACACUAAACUUUCGUUUGGUUUGGAAGAACUUACUGGUCUUCCUGAAGACUUUAUCAAUUCUUUAGAAAAGGAUGAGCAAGGCAAGUUUAUUCUUACUCUGAAAUAUCCACACUACAUCCCUUGCAUGAGAAAAGCUUCCAACCCUGAAACACGCAGGAAGAUGGAGUAUGCCUUCAACAGACGAUGCAUUGAAGAAAAUACAAAGAUUUUAGAGGAGCUUGUGGAAUUGAGACAAAAGAUGGCAGAUCUACUUGGGUAUCCAACUCAUGCAAGUUACAUUCUAGAGAUGCGCAUGGCCAAAACUUCCAAAGCAGUUGCAGACUUUUUGUCAGAGCUGGCAACUAGACUUGAACCCUUAGCACAAGAUGAACUAAAGGCCCUUCUUAAACUGAAAGAAGAAGAGUGUGAAAGUCUUGGGUACAAAUUUGAUGGAAAGAUAAACUACUGGGACAUGAAAUAUUACAUGACUUUGGUGGAAGAGAAAAAUUAUGCUGUUGAACAUGAUAAGCUAAAGGAAUACUUCCCUAUGGAUGUUGUAACUAAAGGUCUGCUAGAUAUAUAUCAGGAUCUCCUUGGACUAAAUUUUGAGGAAGUUGAAAAACCCCAUGUCUGGCAUGAAGACGUUCAGCUGUUCAGUGUUAAGGAGAAAGCCACUUCAAACAUCAUAGGAUAUUUCUACCUUGAUCUCUUCCCAAGGGAAGGAAAGUUCAGCCAUGCUGCCUGUUUUGGACUUAAGCCUGGAUGUCUUCGUAGUGAUGGCAAGAGACAGCUAUCUAUUGCCGCAAUGGAAGCUAAUUUCACCAGACCAACAGAAGAUAAACCCUCACUUCUCACCCAUAAUGAGGUUGAGACGUUUUUCCAUGAGUUUGGUCAUGUGAUGCACCAGAUUUGUGCCAAGUCAGAAUAUGCUCUGUUUAGUGGCACCAAUGUAGAAAGAGACUUUGUUGAAGCUCCUUCACAGAUGUUGGAAAACUGGUGCUGGGAGCCUGAGCCUUUGAGAAGAAUGUCAGCACAUUACAAAGAUGGAAGUGCUAUCCCAGAUGAUAUGCUGGCCAAACUUAUUGCCUCUAGGAAUGCCAAUGCUGGUCUGUUUAACCUAAGACAGAUAUUGCUAGGGACGUUUGAUCAAACCAUCCAUACAUCUCCUAAGGUGAACACAGCCGAUGUUUAUGCAGAACUCUCUAGCAAGAUUCUCCACAUUGCAGCAACCCCAGGUACCAACAUGUCGGCAUCUUUUGGCCACCUAGCAGGAGGAUACGACGCACAGUACUACGGAUAUCUCUGGAGCGAAGUGUUCUGUAUGGACAUGUUUUACUCACGCUUUAAGAAGGAAGGGAUCAUGAAUCCUAAAGUUGGUGUGGACUACAAGACCUGUAUUCUACAACCAGGAGGUUCUAUUGAUGCCAGUGACAUGCUCAAGAACUUCCUUGGACGCGACCCAAACCAAGACGCAUUCUUGAUCAGCAAGGGACUCAAAGUCUAAACAACUCAACGUGUUGUAGGAAUGAAAGCCGUCAAAACGUGCGCUGGUUCAAACAUUUUGAACUCUCAUUUGAUGAGUUGAAAUUCUUUUUUCUGCCCCUAACGUAAUGCAUGCAAAUGAAAUAAGAUUAUCUCGGUACUUGCAGGAAUAUAAGGUCUUAAAUCUUGGUUUUGUUGCACUGGUUUAAUCUCGUGAAACUCCACGUAUUCAACAUUUUUUCAUUCCCUCCGCUCUCACCGCACAGCAGCUAGCAAACUAAGACUUAAUUUAAAAAUAAAACUAAGUUAAUUAUCA
Actinia tenebrosa (Australian red waratah sea anemone) is the source of this 2351-nucleotide messenger RNA. Its product is annotated as thimet oligopeptidase. Lineage: Eukaryota; Metazoa; Cnidaria; Anthozoa; Actiniaria; Actiniidae. The record is from RefSeq and is a predicted model, not a curated record. Gene Ontology annotation, cellular component: mitochondrial intermembrane space. Gene Ontology annotation, biological process: peptide metabolic process; proteolysis. Gene Ontology annotation, molecular function: metalloendopeptidase activity.